Molecule: messenger RNA, 2029 nt
Organism: Poecile atricapillus (Black-capped chickadee)
Lineage: Eukaryota; Metazoa; Chordata; Aves; Passeriformes; Paridae
Product: Schwann cell myelin protein-like
Source: RefSeq, a predicted model, not a curated record
GAGAGGUACUGGGAGCACUGGGAGCAACUGGGAGCACUGGGGGGGACUGGGAAGGGACUGGGAGGCACUGGGAGGUGACACUGGGGGAUACUGGGAGGCACUGGGGGAUACUGGGAGGCACUGGGGGAUACUGGGAGGGACUGGAGUGACCCCCGUGUCCCCCCCCAGUGCCACCAUGAGCCCCCGGCCGCUGCUGCUGCUGCUGCUGCUGCCGCCAGGACUCCUGGCCGCCUCCUGGGCCGCCUGGAUGCCCCCGGCGGUGUCGGGAUUAUCGGGAUCCUGCGUUUCCAUCCCGUGCCGUUUCUCCUUCCCCGAGGAGCUGCGCCCGGGCUCGGUCCAGGGGCUCUGGUUCUUUGGGAGCCCCUACCCCCGCAGUUACCCCCCGGUGGUGGCUCGGUCCCGCCCCGGGGGCGUCCACGAGAGCUUCUCCGGCCGCGCUCGGCUCCUGGGGGAUCCGGGAAUUCGGGAUUGUUCCCUGGAAUUGGGACCCCCCCUGAGCCCGGAGCUGGCCGGGCGUUAUUACUUCAGGGGGGACCUGGGGGGGUACAACCAGUACAGCUUCAGCGAGCACACCACGCUCCAGGUGCUGGAGGAGCCGCUGCUGGAGCUGCCGGGGGAGCUGGUGGCCGGCGCCGUGGCCGAGCUGCGCUGCCGCGUUCCGGACUCGUGUCCCCGCCAGCGGCCGCGGCUGCGCUGGGAGGGGGCCCAGGAGCUUCCGGAAGCUUCCGAGCGCGAGUGGCGCGAGGACGCGGCCGGGGCCGCCUCGGUGGUGGCGCGGCUGCGGUUCCGACCCCGGAGAGAGGACGGGGGGCGCAGGGUGGGCUGCCAGGUGACCCUGCCCAACUCCAGCCUGGCCUUCAACGCCGGAAUGGCCCUGGAUGUGCAGUACGAGCCGCAGGUGCUGGAGGUGUCGGGCCCCACGGAGGUUCUGGAAGGUUCCGCGGUGGAUUUGGGCUGCUCGGCCGAGGGUCGCCCCCCCCCGCUGCUCACCUGGUUCCGGGGGGCUCAGGUGCUGCGGGAGGAGCCGGGGGUGCCCUCGCUGGGGCUGCACCUGGCCCAGGUGAGCCCCCAGGACAGCGGCACCUACACCUGCGUGGCCGAGAACCGGCACGGCCGCAACAACCGGAGCCUGGAGCUGCACGUGGCCUACUCCCCGCGCCCCCCGGUGCUGAACGGCACCCUGUGGGUGCUGGCAGGUGAGCAGGUGUCCCUCACCUGCGGCGCCCGCAGCCACCCCGCCCCCAUCGUCACCCUGAGCCGCGGGCGCCGCGUUUUGGCCGCCGCCGUCUACGAGGCGCAGGUGACGCUGCAGGUGCCGCAGGCCUCACCUGGCGACGCCGGGGAGUACCUGUGCAGGGCAGAGAACCAGCACGGGGAGAGCAGCCUGGCCUUCAACCUCACCGUGGAGUACCCCCCGGUGGUGCUCCCCGAGUCCCGCUGCUCCCCGCUGCCCCAGGGCUCCGCUCGCUGCGUCUGCGCCGCCGCCGCCGUCCCCGCGCCCUCGGUGACCUUCGAGCUGCCCUCGCUCAACGCCACCGUGGCCGAGGGACACCGGGACUUCGCCCUGACCGGGGGAGGGGCCGGGGUGACCCCCGGGGUGACCCCCGGCGCCGUGCUGACCCUGCGAGGGGACCUGGAGCCGCGCCUGGCCGUGCUCUGCGCCGCCACAAACCGGCACGGGCAGGCCCGGGAGCAGCUGAGGUUCCAACAUCCAGCCGGGCUGGUGUGGGCCAAGGUGGGUCCCGUGGGCGCCGUCGUCGCCUUCGCCGUCGUCAUCGCCCUCGUCUGUUACCUGAGCCAGAGCCGCCGCAAGCGUCGGGGAAGCCCCGCGGUGACCCCGGUGACCCCCCCGGGGGGGCGGGACCCGGAGCCACGCCCCCUGCAGGCGCGGUGGCUGCGCGGCGCCGUGGGGCGCUGGGCGCUGGGGGUGGGGGAGGGGCCGGCGGCGCCCCCCGAACCCGCCCCUCCCCCCAAACCCGCCCGGGGACCCCCCGAGGAGCCCCAAUACGCCGAGAUCCGCGUCAAGUGA